GUUCAUGUCUUCAAUCGAAUGGCGAACUGACCAACAACAGAUUCUAUUAUGACUCAGCAAAUUUUUCUUCAAAGCGUGAAAGCUAGAGUAAAACUGAAACUUCCAGCCUUCAACGUUGGAACUUGAAGGAAUCGAUCGAAAGAUAUAUCCAUGGAUGGGAAGAGAUCUAUAAAAAUGGAUCCAUUAUCACCUGGCCCAUGUCUAGAUAUUAGUGAUGAUGAACUAGUGACUAUAUCAGUCAGAGAUUUAAACAGACAAUUGAAACUGCGUGGAUUAUCACGAGAAGAAAUAGUUCGUAUGAAACAGCGUCGACGAACAUUAAAAAAUAGAGGAUACGCAGCUAGUUGUCGUAUCAAACGGAUUGAACAGAAGGAUGAAUUGGAAUCAGAAAAGACACAAGAAUAUCGUGAUAUGGAAACUAUGCAAGAGGAUAAUAAUCAUAUGAGAGAAGAAAUAGAAUCUUGGCAUUCUAAAUAUCAAGCGCUAAAAAAGUUUGCUAUAGAGAAAAAGAUUCACAUUCCACCUGAACUAGAAACUAUAUAAAAUAUUGAAAUUAUCUAUCGUAAAACAAUAAAAUUGAUAGAUAUUGCUUUCGUUCGUUAUUCUACACUUAUCUUUGAAUUUUUAACAUUUCUCUGAAUCUUUAACAUUUUUCUAAUUAAGAAAAAUUGUGAACUGUACAU
Molecule: messenger RNA, 683 nt
Organism: Frieseomelitta varia
Lineage: Eukaryota; Metazoa; Arthropoda; Insecta; Hymenoptera; Apidae
Gene: maf-S
Product: transcription factor MafG
Exons: 2
Coding region: 151-543 (130 amino acids)
Biological process (GO): regulation of transcription by RNA polymerase II
Cellular component (GO): nucleus
Molecular function (GO): DNA-binding transcription factor activity, RNA polymerase II-specific; RNA polymerase II cis-regulatory region sequence-specific DNA binding
Source: RefSeq, a predicted model, not a curated record